AUGGUGCCUCGCGACCCGUUCUACCGGAGGCCCAUUCAAGAUCUGAGUUUGCAUCCGGAUCCUUUCUGGGGCCUGCCGACAAGCAACGUAGACUGGUGUGAGGCGAACUAUGCUCACACUCGCUACGUUGCUGAAUUCUUCAACACGCUUUCAUCUCUUCCGAUGGUGGCGGUCUCUCUCUGGGGUCUCUACCUCUGCGCCACGUACCGUCUGGAGCCCCGCUUCUACCUCUGCUGGGCCGGCAUUGGUGCCGUAGGCAUUGGUAGCCUGGCCUUUCACGGCAUGCUCCACCCAGCUGGGCAAGCCACGGAUGAGCUCGCAAUGAUCUGCGCAAGCCUCGCGUUUCUGUACGUCGUCCUGGAGGUGGGUCACUUGGAAGCGCGCCGCCCAUGGCUGCCGGCACUUGAGAUGGUGUACGCCGUCGGCUUCGCUGUGGCAUACUUUACCUCGCCCUUCUUCUUCCCCUUCUUCGUGGCCGCCUACGGCGCAACGGUGCUACUCAUCAUCUUCCAGGAUCAUAACUGCAGUGAAUAG
Messenger RNA from Symbiodinium natans, 534 nucleotides. Lineage: Eukaryota; Dinophyceae; Suessiales; Symbiodiniaceae. The record is from the annotation of a GenBank genome assembly.